This is a messenger RNA of Syngnathus typhle (broad-nosed pipefish), 5065 nucleotides long. It is a transcript of the gene plcb2, whose product is annotated as phospholipase C, beta 2. Bases 290 to 3997 code for a protein of 1235 amino acids. Lineage: Eukaryota; Metazoa; Chordata; Actinopteri; Syngnathiformes; Syngnathidae. Gene Ontology annotation, biological process: lipid catabolic process; phosphatidylinositol-mediated signaling. The transcript has 32 exons. Gene Ontology annotation, molecular function: phosphatidylinositol-4,5-bisphosphate phospholipase C activity; calcium ion binding. The record is from RefSeq and is a predicted model, not a curated record.
UUAAAGGUGCAAAAUCUCAGAAGCAUGACCAUGACAAGAAAGUACUGGGCUCCAUCAUGAAGUGUACGGGACAUCAAGUGUCGAGUUAUGCUGACUUCAUUUGCAAUUCAUAUUCCUUUGGGCGCGUCCUCAUGUGGGUUCUCCGUGUCCGGCGACGACCACGCUUCACUUCACGACUUCUUUCCAAGUGAGUGAGUCAGCAGAGAGGAGUAAAGUGUUUAUGCAGAGUAAACAUAUAGUACAUUAUAGUCUUAACAACAGUGGACUCCAAAGUCACUAAAGGAAGGCAAUGAAUAAGAAAAGGUACUUUCUGGAUCCCCCAGUCAUCAAAGAUUAUAUGGUUAAAGGAGAACGAUUUACCAAAUGGUCGGAGGACUCCAGCAAGACUGUUCCUGUCACCAUGAAGAUGGAUACAAAAGGUUUUUACCUGUACUGGACCAACCAAAGCAAGGAGACAACAUUCUUGGAUGUUGCUACUAUCAGAGAUACUAGAACAGGAAAAUAUGCAAAACUUCCAAAACAUCCAAAGGUCCGCAAUGUGUUUAACCUCGAUUUCCCAGACAGCAACCACUUGGCCAAAACGCUGACUGUUGUUUCUGGUCUUGAUACCGUCAACUUGAACUACCAUAACUUCUUUGCCUCCAAGGAAAAAAUGACACAGAAUUGGGCGAAUGACAUUCUUGCCAUUGCCUACAACGCCGCAAGAAAUAAUGCCUGCAGACAAGUCUUCUUGGACAAAAUCUAUGUUCAGAUUUGUCUCCAAACCAACAAAGAUGGCAAGAUCCCAGUGAAGAAUAUUUACAAGAUAUUCCCUGCUGAUAAGAAGAGAGUGGAAAAUGCACUGGCAUCAGCCCACCUCCCCAAAGGAAAGUUUGACAGUAUAAAGCUUGACGUCUUCACUGAAUCAGCUUUCAAGUCCUUCUUGGCAAAUCUCUGUCCUCGGCCUGAAAUCUAUGAAAUCUUCACUUCUUAUUCCAAUAAACCCACCAUGACCAAGGAGAACUUUGCCAAGUUUCUCAACGAAAAGCAGAGAGACUCCCGGCUCAAUGAGGAAUUGUUUCCACGGCUACGGCAGGACCAGAUAAAAGCUUUGAUGCUCAAAUAUGAACCCUGCACCACAAACUGUAACAGAGGUCUCAUUACCCCGGAAGCGCUCUUGUCCUUCCUGGUGGGUCCUGAGACUUCAGUGGUCAUGCAGGACAGGCUGGCAAAAUGUCAGGACAUGACCCAGCCCCUACCCCAUUACUUCAUCAAGUCCUCUCACAACACGUACCUGACAGCUGGUCAGUUUUCCGGCGUGUCCUCCCCGGAGAUGUACCGCCAGUGUCUUUUGUCGGGAUGCCGUUGUCUGGAACUUGACUGCUGGAAGGGGAAACCUCCAGAGGAAGAGCCCAUUAUUACACAUGGCUUCACCAUGACCACCGAAAUCCUUUUCAAGGAUGUGAUUGAGGCCAUUGCUGAGAGUGCUUUCAAGACUUCCCAGUAUCCCGUUAUCCUUUCCUUCGAAAACCAUGUUGACUCAGUGAAGCAGCAGGAGAAGAUGGCCAACUACUGCAAAACCAUAUUUGGUAAUGCCCUGCUGACAGAGCCUCUGGACAAAUACCCUCUGAAGCCAGGACAGCAGAUUCCAAGCCCGACCGAGCUCAUGGGCAAGAUCUUGAUCAAAAACAAGAAGGGAAUCCAUGAAUGCACAAACCAGACAACCAAGAAGAGCAGCACAGCAAUCAGUGACCAGAUGACAACUGUUGCUUCACCACCACGUAACACUGACCUACUUUCCGAAGAUCCAAUCAAAUCGACCAAUCUGGAGAGUCAGGAUGGAGAUAUGGCUGUGGAAGAUGAGGAACAAGAGGACACAGAGGAACAGGAUGAAGAAAAAAUGAAGACCUGUGAUGAGGGCACAGCUGGACAGGAAGUCACAGCAUACGAGGCCAUGUCAUCGUUGGUCAAUUACAUCCAACCUAACAAAUUCAUCUCCUUCGACAAUGCCAGAAAAAAGAACAAGAGUUAUGUCAUCUCAUCUUUCGUGGAGACCAAAGGGGAAGCUAUGAUUGCCAAGACUGCCAUCGACUUUGUUGAAUAUAAUAAAAGGCAGAUGAGCAGGAUUUACCCUAAAGGAACAAGAAUGGACUCAUCCAAUUUCAACCCCCAGCCCUUUUGGAACGUGGGCUGCCAGAUGGUGGCGCUCAACUAUCAGACAAUGGACUUCCCCAUGCAGCUGAACAUGGCACUGUUCGAAUUCAAUGGAAGGACGGGCUACCUGCUCAAGCACGAUGUGCUGCGGCGCAAUGACAAGAAGUUUGACCCGUUCUGCGACAGGAUUGACACAGUUGUUGCAAUCACAUUGACCAUUAAGAUUUUUUCUGGACAAUUUCUGUCUGACAAGAGUGUAAAAACUGGAGUGGAGGUGGAGAUCAUUGGGCUGCCAGGAGACCCCAAGAAGAAAUAUCGCACCAAGUGGUCCACCACACCCAACUCUAUUAACCCAGUGUGGAAUGAGGAGCCUUUUGUGUUUGACAAGAUUCUCCUCCCAGAAAUGGCUUCACUCAGAAUGGCAGUCCAUGAGGAAAACGGCAAAUUCCUCGGACAUAGAAUCAUUCCCCUUGAUGCCAUUCAGUCAGGUUUCCAUCACAUUUGCCUGCGCAGUGAAAGCAACAUGCCGCUCAUCCUACCUGCACUUUUUGUGUACAUUGAGGUCAAGGACUACAUCCCUGCUGCUUUUGCAGAUUUUACAGAUGCCUUAUUCAACCCAACAAAGGGCACAGAGAAGACGACACGGACCCCAAAAGAGUCAUCCUCAGACUACAUUUCUCCUUAUGAGCUCCCUUUUGUGCCCCAAACUGAAGUGACAAAAGCAAAGGAACUAACAGUGGAGGUUCCCCUUGUACCAAAUCCACCCAGACUUGAGGUGAGUGACUCACCACCCCAUGAUGCUUCACCUGAAGAUAGCGAAGAUGACGCUGAAGAAGAGCGCACGUCAGGCACUCCACAACUUGAAGACCUUCCUCCGGAUGCUGAACCAGGAAGUUCCACGUCUGAAGAGCUUGUCCCAGAGGAGGAUGUCAUACAGCCUGAGACGAGCACCGAAGACAUAGAAGAGUCAAGCAGUGACUCUAUAAACUCGGAGCGAAUUUCAAAUGAUGAACUAGUCGAAGAGGUGGUUCAAGGAGAGCCCGGUCCAUUAACUGCAUCACCGGAAUGUGCAGUGUCAGAUAAAUCAUCUGCAGCAUGUAAUGAAGUAACAUCAACCGUGACAACUGCAGAACUGGCACGGCACAAGAGCUACCUGAAGGUCAUCAAGCGUCAGGAGAAAGAGACAAAAGAAGUGGAAAAGAAGUAUCAAAGAAAAACUGAACUUUUAAGACAGAAAUAUUCAGAUGCUUUCAAGGACUGGAAGAAGAAGGCCUUGCUGAAGAAAAAAGACAUAACCCAGAUCGAAGCAAGCACAUCGAGCUGCAGUCCCAAAACCGUGCAAGAGCACAAGCAAAAGCUGCAGACUGAAUUGCACGCUCUAUGGACGGAACAAUGUGACCAGCUGAGGAAGAAGAAAGAGGAGUGUGCCACAGAGAGACUGGCUAAACUGAUGGAGAUGGCUAAUGAGAAACACAGCAUUGAACUGAAGACCUUGGAAAGUGAAAUCAAAGAGAGCAAGAAGAAGAUCAAAUCUUCCUCACAGAAAUCCAAGCUGAAAAAAGCAAUAAGCCGAGAACUGCUGGAUGAGCUUGAUGAAUCUGAAUGUGUGUCUUGUGAGUACAGCAUGCAGCAAGAGACUUUGAUGGUGAAACAAACAGCCACACUGGAGGAGAUCAAGGCUUUCACUAAUCAGCUUAAUCAGGAGGCCCUGAAGGAGCACGAAGACAAAAUGAGGUCUCUACCAGCAGAGGUGAUGGAGGCUGUCAACGCCUGUGUGGGCGUCCACUUCCCUGAACUUAUCGACAAGGCGGCCACCAAUAGAGCAGAAGGGUCAAACGUCUACGGAGAUGUUUUUCUAGGCUAGAUGAAUUUUGCUUCCUAAAUCUUGAUCAUUCGGUUCCGAAUAUUCAAUGACAGUCAGGUUUCAUUUUAUGAUGGAUUGCAGUUAGUAUAUGUGUGAGACAUACCAUUUUGCUUAGAUUAAUUAAUACUGUACAUAUGUAUUAACAUAAUACAUAAUGCAAAUUUACAAUUUUGCAUUGCAUAGUAUUUAAGAUCUUAUCAAUGGUUUAUUUUAGAGGAUAUGAAUGACUUAUCCAGUUGUACAAUGAAGCAAAAUGUAUUGUCAGAGAGGGAAGUCAGCAACUGGACUGCACACAAUGAGCAAUAUUCACACUUUAAUAUGACACCUUAUGACUGCUUCACAAAUCUCCAAGAGCGCAAAGAAUCCAUCUGGGACUAAUAGCAAAACUUUUGUGGACACAGAGCUGCUAAAAGCUAAUCCAUAAUACAGACAUGUGAUUCGCACCCACUCAUGCACAGCUUCAUACAUGGCACAUUAAAAUAAGGGGCACAAAGCAAUGUCCUCAUCAGAGAGAGCCACUUAUUUCUUCAAGCGUUGACAAGCACCAGCAUGCAUUUAUUAAUGAACGCAGAUUUCUCUCUGACUCACCAUCCAACGCAAUCUGGCCUCUUCCCCUCACUUCCUGGUUUUUUUUUUUUCUUUUCAUUUAUCUGUACGCUCUUCUUCUCAAUCAAUGAAUUGGCUGGCAUUUAUAAUUGGAUGAAAGACGGGCGACAGCUUGUGCCUGAGAGUCCCGCCACCUCUUGCACUACACAGAUGAUCUGUGAGUUUGUCCAGUGUGAAUGUUUCGAGAAACAGAUCAAACCCGACGACACUUGACUGCACCAAUACUGGAAGGAAGCCAAAAAUAAAGAAGCUAGGUUUUUUUUUCCUCUUAAUAAAUUAUAGAGCAGCUGAAAAAGCAGACAUUCCAAAUGCCGAACUGACUGCAUCAAGAAUAGCAUUGUAUGUAAAUUUAGAAAGAAAUUGACCUGAAUGAAAAUGAGAAUGAAUACUCAAUGGACGUUUCACAGGAAGUGAUUCAUUCCUAUUAUGCACAAAAAAUAAAUGGGGAAAAAGUACAUCAAA